Bradysia coprophila is the source of this 990-nucleotide messenger RNA. RefSeq lists its product as uncharacterized. Gene Ontology annotation, molecular function: acyltransferase activity, transferring groups other than amino-acyl groups. The record is from RefSeq and is a predicted model, not a curated record. Lineage: Eukaryota; Metazoa; Arthropoda; Insecta; Diptera; Sciaridae.
CAACUUAUCUAAUCAACAACAGUUGCGAACAAAUUGACACAAAUUGUAUUUCGUAUUUAUGGUUCAGUAUUUUACGAACAGUUGAGUAAAAAUGAAAACUUUAACGGUCAAAGAUCUGCAAUCUCUGCGUAGUUUGUAUGGAAACAAAGGACCGAAAUAUAUUCCGACCAUUGCACUUCUUGACCAUUUUAUCGAUCGUUUCGUAAAUCAUCCAGAAUGGACGGAUCAAGUUAAGUUUUCAACUAUAAACGAACGUACCUUGAAUGAUGGAACAUUUAUGAUGGCUUAUGCAACCGUCGACGGGCCAAUAAUUGUGUUCAAUAGUUUAGAACCAAAAUCGAUCAAAAAUUUAGCGGAAUUAUUAAACACUUUGAACUACUCCAAGGAAAACUUUUAUACUUUUUGGACCAUUACUGAGGAGUUUAAAAUUUUAAUUGAAAAUUUAGUGAAAGCCCAUGAUCUGGAAGUAAUUGAAAAUUAUGACUGUUUUUGCCACGUUUUCAAAAUUAAUCGGGAUGAUGUGUUGAAAAUGAUCAAAGAUGCGCCGGACGGAUUUUAUUACGACUCGUUGAAAGAGUCAGACAUUCCAAAAAUUCAGUCAACUCUGACUUAUAUGGUUGAACGUGGAUACUUAGAAGCAGUAAUCAACUAUAAUCCUACGACGGCACUCUACACCAAUGACGGAGAGCUAAUAGCAUGGGCAAUUAUGCACGAAAGUGGUGAAUCGGGAAUGCUUGAAGUGGUUGAACAAUACAAGAGACGAGGAAUUGGAAGAGAAUUGGUUUUGAGGCAGACGAUUAAGCUUCUAGACAAGAGAAGAAUUCUUUUUAGAUACAUUCUUCACGGCAAUGAUGUUGCAAAAGGUUUCAGUGAAGGUGUUAAUGAAAAAAUUAGUGAUGCCACUGCAGCUGGAAAAUUUAAUUUUGUUACUUUGAAGCCGAGAAUUAAUGAUAACUUGAAGAAAUCGAAACUUUAAUUCUCAUGCAAUGA